AUGGUUGGUAAAGAAUGCAUAGCCAUAGCAUGUGAUUUGCGUUUAGGUAAUCAAUCGCUUGGUGUGGCCAACAACUUUGAGAAAAUCUUCCAGUUUGGAGACAAGACGUUUUUGGGGUUGACUGGUUUGGCAACCGACGUUCUUACGUUGAAAGAGGAUUUCCGUUUGAAGCACAACUUGUACAAAUUGCGAGAGGAGAGAGAAAUCGAGCCUCGGACUUUGGCCAACUUAGUCAGCUCUUCUUUGUACGAAAAGAGAUUUGGACCAUACUUUGUGGGUCCUAUUGUGGCGGGAUUGGAAUCGAAAACAAACAAGCCUUUCAUUUGCGGCUUUGACUUGAUUGGGUGCAUCGAUUUUGCCAAAGACUUUAUUGUCUCGGGAACAGCCUCCGACCAAUUGUAUGGUAUGUGUGAGUCGUUGUACGAGCCCAACUUGGAACCGGAAGAUUUGUUUGAGACAAUCAGCCAGGCCUUGUUGAACGCCGUGGAUAGAGAUGCCUUGUCCGGCUGGGGAGCCGUUGUCUACAUUGUCACAAAGGACAAGGUUGUCAAGCGAGUGUUGAAAACCCGUCAAGACUAG
Clavispora lusitaniae ATCC 42720 is the source of this 579-nucleotide messenger RNA. It is a transcript of the gene PUP3, whose product is annotated as proteasome core particle subunit beta 3. Lineage: Eukaryota; Fungi; Ascomycota; Pichiomycetes; Serinales; Metschnikowiaceae. Gene Ontology annotation, biological process: proteasome-mediated ubiquitin-dependent protein catabolic process. The record is from RefSeq and is a predicted model, not a curated record. Gene Ontology annotation, cellular component: proteasome core complex, beta-subunit complex; proteasome core complex.